Aureobasidium melanogenum CBS 110374 is the source of this 1194-nucleotide messenger RNA. RefSeq lists its product as uncharacterized. The transcript has 2 exons. The record is from RefSeq and is a predicted model, not a curated record. The coding region runs from base 1 to 1194 and encodes 397 amino acids. NCBI's taxonomy places the organism in Eukaryota, Fungi, Ascomycota, Dothideomycetes, Dothideales, Saccotheciaceae.
AUGAACUCGAUGCGCGGGGGUAUGCAAGUCCAUGCUGUGCCCGAGAGUGAAAGAGCACUCGAUGCAUCUGGCAGACGUCUACCCUGGGGCUAUGAGUUUGCCGACGCAGAGAUAGGCCGCAGACGAGAACCCGAAGAAAAAGGCCCAUUUGGACGCUCAGUACGCCGUCGUGGUUUCUCACGCAGCAAGACAGCAACACCAGCACGCAAAGAAGAUGUCGUGCGACAAGAAAACAUGCAGACCGAGGACUUCAUCUUUGCUAAGUACAAGGACGAGCUCAAGGCAAAAGAUCCAGUACAACCUACACAGAAGCCCUCCGAAGCUGCUGCAUCACAAGUAGCUGCGGAUGCUGCUUCAGCAAAGGAAGCUACUGAGGUUAUCCUGUACGGCUUUGGCACAGACUCGCAAUGGGCUGCUAUCGAGUACUACGAACGCAUCUCCAACGGCAUCGUCUACGAGGACUACGAUCGCCAUCCGCCUCACCAACGCUACGACCACAGCUUGACAUACAGCCGCGCAAAGCUAGCCCAACGCUCCCUUUCACAAGCCGCUCUUCGCAAACGCAACGCCUACCGUGGAGGAGAUCACUGGAUCAAAGUCACCUUCGACAGUCCCGAAGCCGCAGACCUGGCUUGUCACUGCUCUCCUCACCCCAUCCACGGCUUCCUCGUCUAUGCAGAGCCCUUCCGUGGUACUGGUCCUCCCAACGAUGCUCCAAUCCCAUACUCAAAUGCCGGCGCUCAAAUCGACGGUCCAGCUCUCCCUCCCACCUUCAGCACUCGCGAUACUCUAACACCAAGUGACUCGUCCAACACAAUGUCCUCAGCAACAAUAACCGCCCAACCUACCUCCUCUACAGCCCUCGCACCCACAACAUCAACAACCACAACCUCCCUCUCGGCCCCCACACCCGCCCAAAACCGUCCCAUGCGCAUCCCAGGCGCCACGCGCGCUGUCCUGAAGCCCGCAGACAUGGCCUUUGCCGAACCUUCAAAAUCCGUAUCUUCGUCAUUGGCAACCUGGCCUGUGGUCAAUCUGUUCGUCGGUACCAAGGGCGAUGUGAUAGGAUCUGCCGUCCCUCGUACUGACGAUGGAAACUUUGAUUGGAAGAAUGCAAGUCUUUACUGGCUCAUUUUUGCUUGGUUGGAUUAUUGGUUAGGCACUGAUAUGUGUGGUUUAAGAGGAGAUGAUUAG